GACAGUCAUACGAUGCUUAUCCACAUCUAUCUAUCAAUGCUACCAAAAGAGAUUGAAAACCAUUUCUAUAUUAGCCAAAAAUAAAUAAAAUAAAAUAAAAAUCCACAUCUAUCUAUAAAUAUUAUUUUCCCCCAGCUUGAAGUAGCAGGUGUCACAUGCCAUAAAGUAAGGUGCUCAACCAAUUCCUCCAUUUGUGACUCUAAUUUUUUGCUUCUCUCUCUCUGUCUUUCUUUCUCUCAAUCUUAGCCUUCUUAUAUGCUUUUGAUGCAUGUAUAUUAAUUGAGUUUCUCAAAUCUAUUAGCAACAUUGCCGCAUGAAUCUUCCUUCUUUUAGCAUUUUUUUUUUUUUUUUUUAUGAAAUCCUUCUUUUAGCAUUUUACAGAUUUAAUUGCAGGUUCAUUCUUUAGGAGUUGGUCUCAUGGCAAAAUCUAGUCCAAGUUUAAACGGUUUUUAAGAAGUUGAUUUAUAGUUAAAAAGUAGUGCUUUUUGAAUUAUUUGAUUCCCUUAUUCGUUUUCUCGACCGGCUGAUAAAAAUAUAUAGAAUAUUGGGGGUUGGCUUUUCUUUGCUUCUUCAUAGGCUUCUUGGUUUCUGUUUUAACUUUUUGGCUUCCCCAAUGAAUAUUUGACCUUUAGCACCUCUCUCUCUCUCUCUCUCUCUCUCUCUCUCUCUUCUGCUUAACCCAUUAUAAUUUAUAUAUUUGUCCACAAUUUUUUUUGCCUUGGAUUUCACACCGGGGGAGGCAGUUGGUUGAGGAGAAAGAGACAGAAGGUUAUUGAGAAUUUUUCUGAUUAAGUGGGAAGUUUCUCUGUCCAACUCAGAUUUGUGUUUUGUGGUGGAAAAAUGGGGAAGCUUAGUCUUGGCAGGAUGUUAGACUGUCUUUGUCUCUCAUCUGGUUCAAGUUCUUGUUUCUGCAUGAAUUCUGUGGAACACCAAGAUGAGUUUGAGAAAAGACCACUCAUAGCAAGUGAAAAAAGCCAGUUGCUAAGAUUAAAGGAUGUGGUUUCUGGGAAUCAGACAUUAGCUUUUCAAUUGAAGCCCAAGAUGGUAUUGCUAAAGGUAUCCAUGCAUUGCAAUGGCUGUGCUAGAAAAGUUGAGAAACACAUCUCAAGAAUGGAAGGAGUGACCUCGUAUAAAGUAGACCUGGAAAGCAAGAUGGUGGUUGUCAUCGGAGACAUUCUUCCUUUCGAAGUGCUGGAGAGUGUCUCCAAAGUGAAAAAUGCAGAGCUUUGGAAUCCACCAAAAACAACUAACACCAUAUAUUGAAAAUCCACCGCAACAAAGACAAACAAGUUUGAUGUGAG
This is a messenger RNA of Ziziphus jujuba (common jujube), 1301 nucleotides long. Its product is annotated as heavy metal-associated isoprenylated plant protein 45. Lineage: Eukaryota; Viridiplantae; Streptophyta; Magnoliopsida; Rosales; Rhamnaceae. The transcript has 3 exons. Bases 841 to 1263 code for a protein of 140 amino acids. The record is from RefSeq and is a predicted model, not a curated record. Gene Ontology annotation, molecular function: metal ion binding.